Messenger RNA from Carica papaya (papaya), 2417 nucleotides. Its product is annotated as Vps51/Vps67 family (components of vesicular transport) protein. NCBI's taxonomy places the organism in Eukaryota, Viridiplantae, Streptophyta, Magnoliopsida, Brassicales, Caricaceae. Gene Ontology annotation, biological process: Golgi to plasma membrane transport; exocytosis; intracellular protein localization. Gene Ontology annotation, cellular component: exocyst. The record is from RefSeq and is a predicted model, not a curated record.
AUGUCGUCGAGUAUUGGGAACUCGGCAGAGCUGAACAAUCUCACUCUCAACGAUCGCUUGAAAGCUUUCAAAAGUUCCAACUUCGAUCCUGAUGCCUAUCUCACCUCCAAAUGCCAGCAUAUGAAUGAGAAGGAGAUAAGGCAUUUGUGCUCUUACCUUGUCGAAUUAAAGAAGGCAUCUGCAGAGGAGAUGCGUAGAAGUGUUUAUGCUAAUUAUGGAGCCUUCAUUCGCACAUCCAAAGAGAUUUCGGAUCUAGAGGGGCAGAUACUUUCCAUGAGGAAUCUCUUGUCUGCUCAAGCAGCUCUUGUUCAUGGUUUGGUUGAUGGUGCUCUCAUCACUUCCUUGUGUGCUGCUGCUGAAGAUGCUACGAAAGAGGACACAUCUGACGCUGAAAAUGGAGAACUUUCCAAGAUUGAGAAUUGGCUUGCAGAGUUUUUGGACAACCUGGAAGUUUUGAUGGCUGAAAAGAGAGUGAAUGAAGCCAUGGCUGCAUUAGAUGAAGGACAGAAUAUAGCAGAUGAGGCAAAUGGGAGACACACUUUGAGUCCAAGCGCACUUCUUUCACUACAGACUGCUAUCACAGAACAGAGACAGAAGCUAGCUGAUCAACUUGCAGAGACCAUUUGCCAACCGUCUACACAUGCUGUUGAGCUCCGUUCGACUGUUUUAGCCUUGAAAGCCCUUGGGGACGGUCCCCGUGCCCAUUCCCUGCUACUUAAUUCUCACCAGCAGAAACUGCAACGCAAUAUGCAAAGCCUUCGCUCUUCAUAUACCUCGUAUGGAGGAGUAUUUACGGCUGCUCUUUCUCAGCUUGUUUUCUCAACCAUUGCGCAAGCAGCUAGUGAUUCCUUGGCAGUGUUUGGUGAGGAGCCUGCUUUUUCAUCUGAGCUUGUGUCUUGGGCUGUGAAACAGUGCGAGACAUUUGCUCUUAUUGUGAAGAGGAACACUUUAGCCUCAUCAGCAGCAUCAGGUGUUCUACGAGAUACGAGUGAAUGUCUGCAGAUAUGCAUGGGCCAUUGUUCUUUGCUGGAAGCUCGUGGCUUGGCCCUUUCUCCUGUUUUGCUGAGACUCUUUAGGCCUUAUAUCGAACAGGCGGUGAAUGCCAACUUGAGAAGAAUUGAACAAAGCUGCUCUGCUCUAGCAGUCACAGAUGACUGGUCGCUCGCUUAUUCGCCAACCAGUUCACGUCAUUCAUCUUCUAUGAUUACGUCACUGCCGAAGCUUUCUAUCAGUGCCAACAGGUUCAGUUUAAUGGUUCAGGAGUUUUUAGAGGACAUAGGGCCCCUUGAUGAGAGCCUUCAGUUGGGUGGAGUGGCAUUAGAAGGUGUUUUGCAAGUAUUCAACUCGUAUGUCAAUCUGUUGAUAAAUGCAUUGCCAGGAUCAGUGGAGAAUGAAGAGAGCUUAGAAGGCUCUGGACAUAAAAUUGUUAAGAUGGCAGAAACUGAAGCACAACAAGUAGCUUUGCUGUCUAAUUCAUUGUUAUUAGCAGAUGAGUUCCUCCCUCGAGCCGCACUGAAGCUUUUCAACGCCAAUCAGUCUAGUAGGUCUGAUGAGUCCCUCAGAGGAGGUUCGGAUAGACACAGCCAUCUAACUGAACAAAGAGAAUGGAAGAAGAGGCUUCAGCGCUCAGUGGAUCGCCUGCGAGAUACCUUUUGUAGGCAGCAUGCUUUGGAUCUCAUCUUUACAGAAGAAGGGGACAUUCGUCUAAGUGCAGACAUUUACAUUUCCAUGGAUGAGACAACUGAAGAACCAGAAUGGUUUCCCUCUCCAAUUUUUCAGGAACUUUUUACCAACUUGACACGGAUGGCAGGCAUUGUGACUGAUAUGUUUGUGGGUAGGGAAAGAUUUGCUACUAUUCUGUUAAUGCGACUCACAGAGACUGUGAUUCUGUGGAUCUCUGAUGAUCAAAGUUUUUGGGAAGAGAUCGAAGCAGGAACAAGACCUCUUGGUUCCCUUGGUCUGCAACAGUUUUAUUUGGACAUGGAGUUUGUGAUGAUCUUCUCAUCCCAAGGCCGGUAUUUAUCUCGUCAUCUGCAUCAAGUUAUCAAAGACAUUAUAGCUAGGGCCAUUGAUGCAGUUGCUGCUACUGGACUAGAUCCAUACAGUGUACUGCCAGAGGAUGAUUGGUUCGUUGAAGUUGCUCAGAUUGCGAUAAAGAUGUUAACCGGGAAAGCCAAUUUUGGAAUAGAGCGAGAUGCUACAAGUCCAACUGCAUCUACAUCUGCAAGAUCUGUUUCUUCAGCAAAAUCUUAUGGCAGUAACUAGAGUUCUGGAUUUUGUCUCUACAAACACAUAAAGGACUCCAGCGGCUACUGUGCCCUGAAGCUCAAUGAAAUUGAGGGCUAAAGCUGAUCAAUGAAACUGAGAACUAAAGAACUUGUACUCUUUACAACUAGAUGACCAAGACGAUUAUGGGC